AUGGUGGAGCGUCGCCAGCGCGACACCAAAGAGGAGCUGUUGCAAGCUUCCAUCGCAGGACGUUCUGAUGUUUGUCAGGGCAUCCUGGUGCAACAGCCAAGCCUGCUGGAGGCUUGUGACAGACUGGGGCGAACACCCCUCAUUCUCGCGGCAAUGAACGGCCAUCCAGAG
Messenger RNA from Symbiodinium pilosum, 171 nucleotides. The record is from the annotation of a GenBank genome assembly. NCBI's taxonomy places the organism in Eukaryota, Dinophyceae, Suessiales, Symbiodiniaceae.